AUGCCUGCAGUGGUACCGGAGGAGCGUGCACGCGUGCUGGCCGUCGUGCGCGCGCUGAAAGCGGUCGGUGUGCGCGUCAGGAACUGGAAGAACUUCGUGCACGGGGAGAGAACACCUGAGCGCUCACCUGUACAGGACUCCGAGCGGCGGUUCUCUUUCGGUCGGGAUCUGCAGCUGCUUCCUCAGCAGCGCGUGGAGGAGGUGAACGGUUCCGUCCCGCUGUUCCUGGUGGAGGCGUGUGGAUAUCUGUCUCGGCACCUCCACACCGAGGGUCUGUUCAGGAAGACCGGCUCGCUGGGACGCAUCAGAACUCUCAGAUCGGAGCUGGAGAAUGGUGAGCGGAUCUUCCUGCCCCCCCGCGACGCUCUGCUGCAGCCGUGUGACGUAGCCUCUCUGCUAAAGCAGUUCCUGCGCGAGCUUCCCGCGCCGCUGAUAGCCCUCGACCUGCAGGCGGCGCUGUGCCAGGCUCAGACGCUGGAGGAGGGCGCCAGGGAGAGAGCCACGCUGCUGCUGACCUCGCUCCUGACCCCAGUACAAACCCGGACCCUGCAGUACAGCUGUACCUUCCUCAGAGACGUGGCGCUCAGGUGUGAUGAGAACAGGAUGGAGGUGGGCAGUUUGGCGCUGGUGAUGGCACCGAAUCUGCUCUCCUGUUCGGCUCAGACGUGUCGUCUCACCGUUCACACCGAGAAGCAACUGGAGCAGCAAACGGCCGCCAUCAGAUCGCUCAUCCUGCACGCCGAGCGCAUCGGGGUCGUGCCCUCGUCCAUACUGGAAACACUGGGAACGCUGGAGCUGAGUGAAUCCAACUCUCCAGCAGAGGGCGCCGUGGUCACCAGGAGGAGCCGGCUCAGCGUGUACAGCAACAUGAGCAGACAGAGGAGGAGGAGCGUCGGGGAGAUUUUUGUGGACGCUUUUUCUAAGCUGCGGCCGGGACGGACACCCACCGGCCCCCCUCUGUCCUUGGACGUAUCCUCAGGUCACCUGAUCUCCAGAAGCCCCGCCCCACAGUCUCCGAGCACAGUGAAGCGUAAAGCGUCGGAGGAACCGGUACCAGAAGCGGACGGAUCAGCCAAGAAAAGGCGUUCCCUGCACGACCUCCGAGCCGACGCCCAGUCCAUCAGCAGCCAGUCUGCGGACGAAUCCACCGGAAAUCCGAGUCCCCCGGCGGUGAAGAUCAGCGCUGAUGAAUCGUUCCUCGCUCUUCCAAAGAGGAGAAAUCUGCAACCGUCUCACCGUAAAUCACUCCGACCCCCGAAACAAGAAGAGCGGCUUCACCUGAAGAGACGAUCGCUCCGAUUCUUCAGCAUGUCCAGCGGGGGCGCCAGUCCUGCUCUGGGCAUAACGCCACCCGAUAAACCAGUGAGGGACCAGAGCUUCUGCGGAGGAAGCCACGAGGAGAAAACGUCUCUGUUAAACUCGGACAGCAAAUCAUCUCUGAAGAUCCCGUUCAUUCUGAUUGAGGAGCCGGGGCGAGUGGUGAUCGGGAGUGAAGUGGACGACGAUCCUGAUCUCCUGAACUGCAGUUUUGUGGAGAGCCCUGACCACGCCCUGACCGACCACACCCUGACCGACCACGCCCUGAACGUCCACACCAAGGAGACGAUACCCGACCUCCAGAAUCUGGAGCUUGAGGCGGCGAGCGACGACGACCGCUGGGUUUUACUGGAGGACGGAAACCUGGAGGUGCUCGUGGAGUACGACGAGGCGCAGACGGAGACCCAGAGACCGGACGUAGGAAGUCCUGAAGCAGCAGAGGAGGUGCGGGCGGACGAGGUGAAGGAGGAACCCAAAAAGAGGAGGAGCGGCAGUAAGAAGCGCUCCGGUCCACGCCGGUCCAUGAGCAUGCCUGAGGUGGCUCUGGACGUGUGUUUGGAUGAUGAGGACAGGGCGUCGCCGCAGGAGGAGGUCGGGGCGCACCAGGUCCCGUUCGGUGGUGAUUUCUGGUCUGUGUCCGUCAGCCUGCCAGUGAAGAAGAAGCAGAAGGAGGUGAGGAGGAGGAGGUGCGGCACUCUUCACCAGCCCAAGACGGGAAAAGAUUCGGCGCUCGAUUCUGAAGGAUCGAUAAAGAAAACGAGCUCUCGUUUCUCCGUGGCUGAGAGGUUCAGGAGCUUCGGAGCUUUGGCUUCGUUCCUCCGCACGCCGACGGUCCGGCUGCGCAGGCAGGGAGCGCGGAGGUUCAGCCGCUCGUUCAGCGACGAGGGGGUUCAGGAGGAGCAGCAGGCGUUCCUCGAGCUGACGGACUCGGAGGAGCCUCAGAUCUCACGCAGUCCUUCACCUUCACCCUGUUCCUCAGAAGAUUUGACCUUACUGGGGUCGGCACAGAAAUCAGACCAGGAUCAAAGUCUGCGUGGUUCAAACCCUCGACCCGAGGUCGUCACUGAGGUUCCAAUAAUCGAAAUCUUUGACCUGGAUAAAGUGUUUAAGCAGCAGUGCAGCCUGGCCGAGGAGCUCGAGUUUAAUACAGCGGGCGACCAGCAGAGGGCGUCGCUCACACCGUCUAUAGACUCGAACGUAGACGUGCGAUUUGACGUAUCGACUCCGUCCGGCCAGCAGAGGGCGGCGUACGCUUCCACAGACUCUAUAUGCACGGAUACAGACGCGGUCUCUCCUCAGCUGUCGCUGUACGGGGCGUCGCCCCCGGGCGUCUGUAAACCGCUGGACUGUCUGUCGUUUGACGGCGUGUUUUCCAUCAGCAGCGUGAGUGAGAAGUGUUCCCUCUCUCUGGAUCUGUCGCCGCCCGCCUUCCACUUCAGACCCCAGGCCUCCAGGAGGCGCUACCGGGACUCCCCGCGCUGGCCCGCCCACGACGUGCGCAUGAGCGCGUGGGAGCCGCUGCCGUACUGAGCGUCCUGCGCGGCGGCGUUCGCUAACGUGGAAGCUGCAGCGUUUUUAUUUAUUACGUCACAGUUUGAGUGUUGAUUUGAUUUUC
Molecule: messenger RNA, 2932 nt
Organism: Trichomycterus rosablanca
Lineage: Eukaryota; Metazoa; Chordata; Actinopteri; Siluriformes; Trichomycteridae
Exons: 13
Coding region: 1-2847 (948 amino acids)
Biological process (GO): signal transduction
Source: RefSeq, a predicted model, not a curated record